Messenger RNA from Adineta steineri, 1302 nucleotides. Lineage: Eukaryota; Metazoa; Rotifera; Eurotatoria; Adinetida; Adinetidae. The record is from the annotation of a GenBank genome assembly.
AUGUGUAUAAAUGAUAUUCCAUUUGUUAUUCCAAGACAAUUAAAUGAAUGUCGACAAGAAACAUCACCUGAAUUUGAACGAGCAAAACUUAUUAUAAGACGAAUGGAUGAAUAUCUUGUUUCACCUGAAGAUCAUAGUGAAGCUAAAAGACAACGUCAUGAAAUUACUUCAGUUGGUUUACGUGCAUUAGCUGCUGCAGCUAAUACAAUACAAAAAGUAUCAUUUCGUGAAGUACUUAGUGUUGAUGAAACCUUACCAGUUGCAGCACGACGUUUAUCCGAAGAACAUUCAUCUGUUGACAAUCUUUUACGUCAAUCAGAAAAAAUUGAUCCAAUAACUGAUUUUCAAGAAGCACAUGAUUUCAUUGAAUUUGAUGCUGCACUUGAUCAACAUCGUAAAGAAUUAGCUAAAAAAGAUCCAUGUAAACCAUCGGAUAUGCUUUAUUUAAAAUUUUGUUUAAUGCUUGAAUUACAACGUGAUGAAAAUGAAAGUUGUUUACGUAUAUUAUUACAUGAUAUUAUAUUUAAAUUUCAUUUAUCAGAUUUUCGUUUACGUUGUGAAAUACAUGUACGAAAACCAAUUGAACAUGAACUUGUCCUAGAAAAAACUGUUCAUGAAUCACAUUUAACAACAAAUUAUUCAGCACAAUUAAAAUUAUGGGCUGCUGAUUGGAUUGUUCAACAAGAUGUUGAAUUAUAUAUUGUUAUGAAAAUUGAAUCAUUAUCAAUUAAUAAAUAUAUAGGUUCAAAAUUUUGGGAUAUGGCACAUUUACAUGUUAAAAAUGUUCCACAUGGUUCAUCAAGAAUAUUUCUACGUGAAAUUACACCUGUUUGUCGACCGUAUAAAAUUCUUUCACGUGGUAUUAAUGUUGGUCAAGUAGAAAUUGAAGCAACAUAUUGGCUUACAAAACAUGAAUUAUCAAUUAAUAUUAUUAAAAUUAGUCAUUCACAAGCUGAACGAUUUUUACGAGCACCUGAAACAUAUGUGGAAAUUGUUUUUCAAGGUCCAUUUGAUAUAUUUGAUAUUCAACGAACGAAAGUAGCUGAACGUUCAUUAAAUCCAAUAUUUAAUGAAGAAUUUCUUUUUCAAAUUCCAGAAAAAACAGCUGUCAGUGAUGUAACUGUCGAUUUAAUAUUUGUUGAAAAAUCAAAUUUAUAUCAUAACCCUGCUAUACUUGGAGUAUUAACAUUAUCAAAACAUACAGAUUGGUUUCCUGUAAGAAAAUUUUGGGCAGACGUGGAAGAAAAUCCAAAUGUUAAAUUAAAAGAUAGUUUUUUAUUUGAAGGAAAUGUUGAUGAAUAA